Molecule: messenger RNA, 2211 nt
Organism: Rana temporaria (common frog)
Lineage: Eukaryota; Metazoa; Chordata; Amphibia; Anura; Ranidae
Product: zinc finger protein 420-like
Exons: 3
Coding region: 135-2177 (680 amino acids)
Biological process (GO): regulation of transcription by RNA polymerase II
Molecular function (GO): DNA-binding transcription factor activity, RNA polymerase II-specific; RNA polymerase II cis-regulatory region sequence-specific DNA binding
Source: RefSeq, a predicted model, not a curated record
GGAGGUACUUCCUGCUUCCUCUCCAGCACAGGCUGAUCUCGGGGCCCGGGGCUCUGCGGGGGGAUCUCCAUGGCUCUGGUCAGGUUGUGUUAGGCAGGCGGAGGGCCCCCCCCCCCCCCCUGGACGUCACCCAGAUGAUCUGCUCAGUGACGGCUGGAGACAGACUGAGUCUCUCCUCCACCCGGAGGGAGCUGGAGAAACCCCCGCCGGAGGGCGACACGGCACAGGCUCCGGUGACCUUUGAUGAUGUGGCAGCUUACUUCUCGGAGGACGAGUGGAAGGACCUGGAAGAAUGUCAGAAGGAACUCUACAAAGAUAUGAUGAAAGAGAAUUAUGAGGCGCUAAUAUCUCUGGAGGAAGGACCAGCGAAUGACAAAGAGAAGAUUAUCUCCAAGUACAACGAGAAGUUGGACAAUGUUGUCCCGUCGGCACUGCCCGUCUUGGAUCCCUCUUCGGCAUGUCCUGGCAUUGUGGGUAACAGUAGCAGUCAGUCUGCCAGCGGUCAGCCCCAGAGGAACAAGGAAGAGGUCAGCACUGAACACAUCCCAGCCUACCUGGACAACUUCAGCCCCGGCAUGGCCCAGGCCGACCCUACCAGGGACGAGGGGGAGAAAGCCUACCGGUGCACAGAGUGUGGGAAGAACUUCCGAAAGCGGGACAGCCUAAAGCGCCACCAGCAGACGCACACAGGGGAGCGCCCCUACAACUGCAUAGAGUGUGGGAAGAGCUUCAUCCAGAAGCAGCACUUGGUCACCCACCUCCGGACCCACACGGGGGAACGGCCUUUCAAAUGCGAGGAGUGCGGGAAGAGCCUUAGCACCAACGAACGGCUGAAGAUCCACCAGAGGAUCCACACCGGGGAACGGCCCUACAAGUGCGAAGACUGCGGCAAGAGUUUUCGAGCCCACCGGGUGCUGAAGGUUCACCAGCAGACCCACACCGGCGAGCGCAUCCACAAGUGCGAGGAGUGCGGCAAACGCUUUCGGCACAAGCAGACGCUCAUGGCCCACCAGAGGAGCCAUUCUGGGGAGACCAGUUACAGCUGUAACGAGUGUGAUGAGAGUUUCCGAACCUUCAAGCACCUAAAGUUCCACCAAAAGCUGCACCGCGGAGAAAAGCCACAUGAGUGCGAGGACUGCGGCAAGGGGUUUCGAAAACGAGAGCACUUGAGGCGACAUCAGCAGAUCCACACGGGUGAACGUCCUUUCUCCUGUGAGGAAUGCGGCAAGGGCUUUAUCCAGAAGCAUCACCUUAUCCGCCACCAGAGGACCCAUUCUGGUGAACGACCUUUCACUGUGGUCAUUGUAGAAGAGUUACCGUACUCUAACCCAACCAAUGGCAACUGCCGAGGCAGCCCCCACAUUUGCAGCGAGUGCGGAAAAAGCUUUACCACAUACGAGCACCUGAAGAGACACAACCGGCUCCACACUGGCCAGCGGCCUAACAAGUGUGACGACUGUGGCAGGACCUUUAAGUCUCAGAAGCUCUUGAAAGCCCAUAAAAAGGCCCAGGAUGAGGAGACGGGGCAGUGCCGGGAUGAAGACAGCGAGAACGGCGAGAGCCAGCGCCCGGCACCCGGAGAGAAGCCGUUCGAGUGCGGCGAGUGCGGCAAAAUGUUCCGCUUCCUGAAGCACUUGAAGUUCCACCUUCACACCCACACCGGCGAGAGGCCCUUCAAGUGCGAGUCUUGCCAGAAAACCUUUCGCAAACGGGACUGCCUGAAGAGGCACCAGCAGAUCCACACAGGGGAGCGACCGUUCACCUGCGCCGACUGCGGCAAGGGCUUCAUCCAGAAGCAGCACUUGGUGAGACACCAGAGGACUCACACCGGGGAGCGCCCCUACAUCUGCAGCGAGUGCGGCAAAACGUUCAGCACCUGCGAGCAUCUGAAGAUCCACGGCCGCACCCACACGGGGGAAAAACCGUACAAGUGCAACGACUGCGGGCAAAGCUUCCGGAAGCGGGAGUACCUCAAGUGCCACCAGCAGACCCACACCGGAGAACGACCCUUUACCUGCUCCGAGUGCGGCAAAAGCUUCAUCCAGAAGCACCACCUCAUUGCACAUCUCCGUACCCAUACCGGGGAAAGACCUUACCAGUGUAAUGACUGCGGCAAAACUUUUCGGCACAAGCAGAAUCUAACCACGCACCAAAAGAUCCAUGGCAUUGGCUUGUAAGGUCAAAAAUGAAUGGCUUUUUUUUAAAAAAGUU